AGUACUAUUAGUGGAGUAACAGUGGUGGGAUCAGAUGCUCCGUCGGACUACCAUAUUGGCUCCUAGGACCACCGUCGAGAACCCAUCUCCGAUCACCGUACCGCCGUCGUUAGCUCUGACUGUAACUCCGGCGCCAUCGGAUAUAGCCGGAUUUGGUGGGGCCGCUGCCGCCGUCGUCAAGAAGAAUAGGGGAAGGCCGAGGAAGUACGGCCCUGAUGGCCCAGUGGCUAGGGCUCUGUCACCUAAGCCGAUUUCCUCCGCCGCCCCACCUCCGGUCAUCGACUUCUCCGCCGUCGGAAAAAAGGGAAAAGUCCGGUCGGUCGGCUCUUCCGCCAAGCUGCAGCACCAGAACCACCAGAAUCAGCAUAAGCAGCUCAGAACGGACAAAGGGUUUGGGUGACUCGGUUUCGUGUUCCGCUGGCGCAAGUUUUACACCACAUAUAAUCACAGUCAAUGCUGGAGAGGAUGUGACGAUGAAGGUUAUAUCUUUCUCUCAGCAAGGCCCACGAGCAAUAUGCAUUCUCUCAGCAAACGGUGUAGUAUCAAGUAUAACUCUCCGUCAACCUGAUUCUUGUGGUGGUACAUUGACAUAUGAGGGUCGGUUUGAGAUACUGUCGUUGACCGGGUCGUUUAUGCCGAGUGAUACGAGCGGAAUGAGAAAUAGGACAGGUGGCAUGAGCGUUUCGUUGGCUAGUCCAGAUGGUCGUGUUGUCGGUGGUGGAGUUGCAGGUUUGUUAGUAGCUGCAAGUCCGGUGCAGAUUGUGGUGGGAAGUUUUCUAGCGGGUAACCAACACGAGCAAAAAACGAAGAAACACAAAUCCGAGUUAGUGACAGCUGUACAAGCGGCUUCAAUACCGAUUUCCAAUACUGCGAUGGAAGAUAAUAAUAACAAUAAUAAUACAUAUCAUACUUCCUCUUCUUUCCGUGGAGAUAGCUGGUCUCCGAUGCCGCUCGAUAUGAGGAAUUAUAACAAGUCCAAUAAUGACAUUAAUUUAACUUUGCCUUGAUAGUGAGAGGAUUCGACUUUUCGGAAACUUCUAGAAAACCUAUUUUCUUGAAAAUUUACCUCUUUGUUUCGUUGCCUGUAAACCCACGUAGCCAAUUGCAGGUGAAAAUCGUGUAGUAAUUUAGUUCAUUAUGUCGCCUUUUUUUCUUUUUAAAUUAUUUUUUUCCGCCUCUUCGUUAUGAUAGUAGAAUGAUUUAAUUAGAUGUGUAAUAUGUACUAUUGAAGUUCGAACUUGAAUAUCAGUUUUCGAUUUGUAAUUUUGUCGAUGCA
Messenger RNA from Erythranthe guttata (spotted monkey flower), 1276 nucleotides. Lineage: Eukaryota; Viridiplantae; Streptophyta; Magnoliopsida; Lamiales; Phrymaceae. The record is from RefSeq and is a predicted model, not a curated record.